Salvia hispanica is the source of this 1405-nucleotide messenger RNA. RefSeq names its product putative protein disulfide-isomerase A6. Gene Ontology annotation, cellular component: endoplasmic reticulum. NCBI's taxonomy places the organism in Eukaryota, Viridiplantae, Streptophyta, Magnoliopsida, Lamiales, Lamiaceae. Gene Ontology annotation, molecular function: protein disulfide isomerase activity. Gene Ontology annotation, biological process: protein folding. The record is from RefSeq and is a predicted model, not a curated record.
UGACAAAAUUAGCUUUAAGUAGACUUGACUACAAUCACACAAUAAACUUCAAUUUUUUCCGAUUGAACCGAAAAUGUGGAGAUCGUCGAUCUGUUUCGCCGCCCUAACGCUGUUGUUGGUCGCUUCGGCCUCCGCUGACGACGUCGUUGUCCUCACCGAGGAGAAUUUCCACCAAGAGGUCGGCAAAGACCGCGGUGCUCUCGUCGAGUUCUACGCUCCCUGGUGUGGACACUGUAAGAAGCUUGCUCCUGAGUUUGAAAAGCUCGGUGCAAGUUUCAAGAAGGCAAAAUCUGUUUUGAUAGGAAAGGUUGAUUGUGAUGAGCAUAAGAGCCUUUGCAGCAAGUAUGAGGUUUCUGGGUAUCCAACUAUCCAAUGGUUCCCUAAAGGUUCCUUGGAGCCAAAAAAGUAUGAAGGUGCAAGGACUGCUGAAACCCUUGCUGAGUAUGUUAACAAUGAAGGAGGUACCAAUGUCAAGAUUGCCGCAGUCCCUUCAAAUGUUGUGGUUCUGACUCCUGCUAACUUCAAUGAGGUUGUACUUGAUGAGAAAAAGGAUGUGCUAGUUGAGUUUUAUGCACCCUGGUGCGGUCAUUGCAAGAGCCUUGCUCCUAUCUAUGAAAAGGUUGCAACAGCAUUCAAUCUGGAGGAAGAUGUGGUCAUUGCUAAUCUUGAUGCUGAUGCACACAAGGAUCUUGCAGAAAAGUAUGGUAUUACCGGUUUUCCUACAUUGAAGUUCUUCCCAAAAAACAUCAAGGCUGGUGAAGAUUAUAAUGGUGGCAGAGAUGUAGAUGAUUUUGUUACUUUCAUUAAUGAGAAGUGCGGAACGAACCGAGAUGCGAAAGGAAAACUCACCUCCAAGGCUGGCAUCAUUGAGGACCUUGGAAGCUUGGUGAAGGAAUUUAUGAGUGCAAAAGGCGAGGAGAAGAAAGUUGUAUUCAAACGAUUAGAAGAAGAAGCUGGGAAGCUGAAGGGUUCAAAUGCAAGAUAUGGGAAGAUCUAUGUGAAAGCUGCUAAGAGCUGCAUGGACAAAGGUUCCGAUUAUGCAAAGAAUGAAAUCCUACGUUUGGACCGCAUAAUUGCUAAGUCAAUCAGCCCAAAUAAGGCCGAAGAAUUCACCCUAAAGAAGAAUAUCUUAUCGACGUUUGCUUAAGAUGAGUGAUGAAAUGCAGUGUGGUAACUCGAAGGAAUUCUUCUUCUCCUAGGGUGAAAGAAACAAGAGCUUCUACCUUCGUGAUUCAGUUACUUGAAAUAUGAGUAGCAAGAGAUAUAAUUUGUAUUACAAAAACAAAAACAGAUAGUUUCCACCAGUAGUAAUCAUAGAGGAUAUUUGACAAUUACAAUUUUUUCAUAUUAACAAACUUGUAAGUUAAUGCAGAUUUUGAGUUGUUCAGCAGGUCAUCUUAUUUUA